Messenger RNA from Perca fluviatilis (European perch), 5263 nucleotides. RefSeq names its product microtubule-associated protein 7b (gene map7b). The transcript has 19 exons. Lineage: Eukaryota; Metazoa; Chordata; Actinopteri; Perciformes; Percidae. Bases 675 to 3362 code for a protein of 895 amino acids. The record is from RefSeq and is a predicted model, not a curated record. Gene Ontology annotation, biological process: microtubule cytoskeleton organization. Gene Ontology annotation, cellular component: microtubule cytoskeleton.
UUUACAGAAUAGGCCCAGCAAGAGAGAGGCGAGGAGGGAAAAGGGGGGCUGCAGUAACAGUAGUGGCAGCAGCAGCAUCUCUUGAGGAGUGAGGGAGUCAAGAGAAGUGCAAUCUUUUCAUCUUUUGACCGAGCCAGUCUUGUGGAUUAAUUCUUUAAUUUUCUAAGCCAAAAUACAAGAGCUCAUCCUUGGACUCUGUCGCAAUCUCCGUCUCUUUCACUCUGUCUCUCUGCCUGCCUGGUACUGCCAUCGUAGGCAGUAUUUACUGUACAUGGCACAGUGGGCAACUCUGUUUGCCUCUCUUUCACGCUUUCCCUCAUCAUCUCUCUGAACUUUAUUCUUUAACCGUCUCAUUUUACUCUCAUCUAUCACGUUUCAUAAUUUCAUUUCUUCCAUCUCUCCUGCUCUUCCUAUUGUGUCCUCCUUCUCUCUUCCUCUCUUCUUUCUGCUGUCUCCGACAAAAGCACCAAUGUGCAGCCAGAGGAAUUGGCUGUUAGCCUUAGCUUUUAGCUAUCUACAUCUUCACUGAGAAUAAGGCUUUUAGGGGUGACCCCUUCUACCACCAUCCUCUGGCGUCCACUACUGACCUGCCCCCCCACCCGCCAGUGCAGGGUGGGAUGGGCAGGGUCUGGGGGAGUUAGCCAGGGGCUCGAGGGUUAGCAACAGGGCAGGCGAUGCCAGAUAGUAAAGUACAAGGAGGAGGUGGAGGUGGGUGCUCGCGGGGCAAGUGGAAGCUGAGGAAAGGAGGCAGCCGUUCAGCCAUCCCAGCACUCUUCACCAUCACUGAGGAAGAGGAAGAACGCAGAGAUGCUCGCAGGAGGAAGAAAAGAGCUUCUUACUCCCACUAUAAAUCGGAGGAUGGCAGAGCGUCUUCAGCCACCCGUCCUAGCUCCUCGGGCUCCGGACAGACCUACACUCCCACAUUGACCCCAACCCCCACCCCGACUCACACCACCACUAGCAACAGCCCUGGUAACAAUGUUGCCACCAAAACCGACUCGUUGCUCUUCAACAAGAUCGACGAGAGACAGAGGUUAGCCCGUGAGCGCCGCGUGGAGCGUGAGAAACAGAAUGCUGUCAAGGAGGCCCAGUGGCAGGCACGUGAGGAGCGAGCCAGGCAGCACUAUGAGAAGCAGCUGGAGGAGAGGAGGAAAAAGAUGGAGGAGCAGAGGAUAAAGGAGGACAAGAGACGGGCUGCCGUGGAGGAGAAACGGCGGCAGAAACUUGAGGAAGACCAGGUUCGUCAUGAGGCGGUGAUGCGUCGGACGUUGGAGAGGAGCCAGAAAACCAGACCAAAACCCAACCGGUGGUCUUGGGGCGGUGCACUGCACAUAAACACUCCCAGCACGACAGCCGGUUUUGUCGAGUCAGCUUUCCUCUAUCCACUCGACCUUGCUGGACUGGAGCACAUGCAGAGUGCUUUCAGUCUCUACCGCAGAUACGGAGUGACCUCCCAAUAUGCUGACAGGCGGUCAGUGUCCACAAUGAAUUUAUCCAAACACACAGACCCUGUUUUUACCAAGCGCCUCUCCUACUCCUCUGCCACACUCCUACACUCACCAGACCGAGGCUUACAGAUGAGAACAUCCUCCACCCCUGUCAUUAGCAAAGCUCAGUCAAAACCCCGCCUACACCAGGGAAAGACCACCCAGCACAAAAACACAGGUGUUUUCUGGGAACUUUUUGCAGUUUGGUCCCACAUAUUAUAUGUUACACACUAUGUUGGAAAGCAAAAAGAUCAUGGGCUGGAAACUGAUGAGGAAUUGCUUCUUCUCUUUUUUUUUUUUUACCAAACAUCUUCUUUUCAUUCCUCUCAAUCCUCUGCUGGCCUUCACAAACUCAUGGCUUCUCUUUGCAUCCUUCUCAUUUCUUCCUCUUCUUCCCAAUCUCUCGCUCCGUGCUCCUGUUUAUCAAACCCUUGCUCAUCAAACCCUCACACUGCCCUGAUCUAUACCUUCCUCAAAACACUCCAAAUUCCCAUCUCGUACAUCACCGUAGCCAUGCCUGUUUGUCCUCGCUCAGUGUCCUGCCACCCCAUGGGCUCCAUGUCCUUCAAAGCCCUGCAGGCCCAGCCGCUUCCUCACUGCCGCAGCCAGGAGAGGAACCUCAGCAGGGGGGCGGUCUCGUCUACCACCACGACUGCUCGCAGGAGGACCACUGGCAACACAGAGCAGAAGGACCGUAACCAUGUCAGGAAGUCAUGGAGCAACCUCUCACUCCCAUUGGCUCCCAUUCUGAGCUUGCCCCCCAACAAGCGCUCCUCUUCUCCAAGCAAGAAGACCAGCAAAGUGACAGCUCCCUCUCCUGGCAGGCCUCCACAAAAGAUAGGAGGACGCCCCCCGACCCCCAAGCUGCUUAAGUCUCCGGGGACAGAGGACCCUGGAAAUCUUCGUCCUUACAGGAUCACGCCUGAGAGCCCCCAAUCCACCAGAGCCCAAGAAGGGGAGGAGGAAGAGCAGGUCCUCACUCCUCUUCAGCCUCGCCCUCAGCCACUGGGUCAGAACAAGACCAGUAAUGAGCAGACACCAGCAGUAGCCAGCGAGAGUGUAAGCAGUCCUCCAGCCCACAAGCCCUCAGCAGGCACCACAGAUCCAGAGGAGGCGAGUCGUAUCCUGACUGAGAAUCGUCGGCUGGCCCGCGAGCAGAGGGAGCGAGAAGAAGAGGAGCGCAAGCAACAGGAGGAGCAGCGCAGGUUAGCGAAGGAGGAGAUGGCUCGCCGUAAGGCAGAGGAGCGGGCAAAGAGAGAGGAGGAGGCUCAGCGUCAGGCGGAGGAGAUGAGAAGGAAGGAGGAAGAGGAGAGAAAGGUGGAGGGAGAGAGGCUUCAGAAAGAGAGAGAGGAGGCAGAGAGACUCCAGAAGCAGAAAGAGGAGGAAGAGUCUCGACAGAGAGAGGAGGCGGAGCGACUGAGGCAGGAGAGAGAGAAACACUUCCAGAAAGAGGAGGCUGAACGCCUGGAGAGAAAAAAGCGUCUGGAGGAGAUCAUGAAGAGAACAAGACGUUCAGACCCAACAGAGAAGAAAGUUGUUCCCAACAGGAAUGGAAACGAUGCAGUGACCCCUGCCCCCCCGAGUCCAUCUGCAGUGACCUUGUCACCAACACACAAUAGCAACGGUCGCCAACCUGAGCCCAACCCAAACCCCCACACCACCGCACUGAGCCAUCCUGACCAGAGGGAAAACGGGGAGUUUGAAGAGGUGAUUGUACUGCCUUCACAUUCCAGGUUGUCUCCUCCUGAGGGAGAGGAGCAGCAGCAGGAGGGGGAGGAGAGAGCUCCUGUCUUAGCCUUCAGGGAGAACGGCCUCCUAAAGCCUCUAGGCGGAAUAGAGGACAUAUCAGCCCAGCAGGGACCAGAUGUUGCCUGAUGCCCUGCUAGACCGACAUGAUUCCACACCCAGAGAGACAGGAAGUGAGCUGGCCAGAAAGAGGUAACACAGAGCUGUUGGACUGAAUCAAAGGAAGGACUCGCCGCAUCACAGCCAGACACUUCCAGAGGUUUUACUUUCUCGCCCUCCCGCGUCAGAAGAACAACGCAGCCAUUUCCCAAAGUUGGCAUCUUCCAAAGAUCUCCAAAAAGCAUCUCCAGAGAGAAGUUACUUUUCCCUCAACAAACUACCUGGGGAACAGAUCGUCUCUCUGUCUCCGACUACGAUAGCACUUGAUCAUUAUGUUCCACCCACCGCUGAUUCUGAAGUAAAUGUCCUGAAAUCACAGGAGGAUUAAAUGUCCAUUCUGUGUGUGUGUGUGUGUGUGUGUGUGUGUGUGUGUGUGUGUGUGUGUGUGUGUGUGUGUGUGUGUGUGUGUGUGUGUGUGUGUGUGUGUGUGUGUGUGAGAAUGUAAACUAAGAUCAGUUUAAGUCUUCAGCCAUGAUACUUGAAUAGAUUUGUGUUGUUGCUGUAGAACACACUGUAAUCAGAUUGACAAAAUCAGCAAUGUGACGUUAGAACUGGAACUCACACAACAGGCUCUGAAUUACAAGGUUUCAUUAAAGUUUCAACGUUUCUAUUGAAAUGUUACAGAAGAGAUGGGAUAUAGGAGUGUCAGUGCAUGAAGUUGUAUUAAGACUACAGGAAAGAGUCAUGUAAUGUAUUUUUGCUGUGUCUACAGUGUUUAACACUAGUUAUUAUUGGGGUGAGGCAGGGGCAUUGGAGUAUGGAGUUUAAGUUAAAUAAUGACAAAAUGAAAAUACUGUUCUCAAAUAAGAAUUAGGGUGUAAACUAGUGAUUUUUUUGUUUAGUUUUAUUUAAUUGCUGUACAGAUGUAAUGUGAUUCUUUGUUUCGUCCUCAAUACUGUCUUUCUGUUUAAAUUGAGGAAAAAAAAGAUCUGAUUUGAUGUUAAGUUCAGCCCUUUCUUUUCAUUUAUUUACCUUUUACAUUUACCCCAUCAGUGCUGCAUCCUACGUCCUGUCACGCUGUCUAGACUCAGCCAGUGUUGGAGGACUCAGCUGUAGCUUAGCCACCUUGUGUUGGAGGUGGACUUUUGUUUUGGCCAAGCAAACUACAAAAUUUGUUGUUGAUGUUAAUUCUGAAAUCUGAUUCGUUUGAUUAAGGGUUAAGAAGAAAUGCUGCUAAUUUAGACGUUCCUUUGCCUUACCGCAUUGUAGAGAGAAUGAGGUGACGUGUCUUUCUCACUAAAAUGAAGAUAUCCAUUCCCACCGUGAGCUUUGACAUUCUGGCCACAUGCCAUAACUCUCCAGUGGCUUCCGUUUGAUUUAUGUUAAAAUUAUGAAAGAUUAUGAAGAAAUGUUAUAUCAUUUGAGAGCUAUAAUGUCAAACAAUUGGUCCUUUUAUACAGCUUUUCACUAAUUAAAGAUAGGAGGGGGAUUAUAGCAAAUCCUGGAACCCAACCAUUACACUUCUGUGAUAUUCACUUCCAUCUUUUACACAACCUUCCAGUAAUGCUGCUCUCUUAGCAUUUGGGUCUUUGCACUCCUCAAAUCUUGCAGUACCACCAAAAUGGAAGGAUACUCAUGUCUUGGUUAUGUAAGUGCUGGUUUCUGACAGCAGUACAUAGCAUGCUGUUCAUGGUAACUUGACUUAGCCUGAAAAUAAAUUGCUUGUAAAUUACAUUAUACAUACAUAUCCUAUAAAUUGUUUAGAAGUUGAUAUAUUUUGCUAAGACUGACAAUGCUUUAAAAACAAUAAGCCCUUUACUUCAGAAGAGGGGCUGUGGGAUGAGAUCUUGUAAAACUCAAAUCACCAGCUGUUGCAGCGGUACUGUUUGGGAAGCAAAUAAAACUUUUUGAAUUGAUUACCUAUUCACUGA